Molecule: messenger RNA, 2442 nt
Organism: Nicotiana attenuata
Lineage: Eukaryota; Viridiplantae; Streptophyta; Magnoliopsida; Solanales; Solanaceae
Exons: 4
Coding region: 1-2442 (813 amino acids)
Molecular function (GO): nucleic acid binding
Source: RefSeq, a predicted model, not a curated record
AUGACACAUGCUGAAAAUGGAAAGAUGUUCCACCUUACAGUCAUCUCUGCUAAAUGCAAACCUGUCCUCACAAGACCUCUUUGGGAAUUUUUGAGGCAAAAAUCAUCCAGCUGUAAUGUCCCAUGGUGUGUCAUAGGUCACUUCAGUGUCAUUGCAUCAGUAGAAGAAAAGAUUGGUGGCAUUCGAUACCAAAUGUCCAAGAGUAUCGAAUUUCUGAGCAUGAUUGAAGACUGUGGCCUUGUGGACCUUGGUUUCUAUCGUCCCAAAUACACAUGGUCUAAUGGAAGGGGGCAGUGUUCUAUUGUUUGGAAAAGACUUGAUAGAGGCCUUGCCAAUGACCAAUGUUUAGAAAUGUUUCCUGCUACAACAGUAUCUCAUUUAGCUUUAACAGGAUCAGAUCACAAUCCUCUACUCUUGGAACUUCAUAUUAGGCAGGACAAUGGCAAAAAAUACUUUAAAUUUCUCAAUUGUUGGGUAGACAACAAAGGUUUUUUACCACUGGUUUCAGAAGUAUGGAACAGGCAAGCCAAAGAGUUUGAGCAAAAGGUUAAAUAUGCAGAAAUAAUCUGGGCCCAAACUAAUGAAGACUCUGACAGAUUAGCCCUCAAUGAACUGAAAGCUCAAUAUGUCAGAUAUCUAAAGGUGGAACAGGAUGUUUUGAAGCAAAAAACUAAGCUUAAAUGGUUCAAGGAGGGUGAUUCAAACUCCAGAUAUUUUCACAGUUUAAUUAGAGGAAGGAGAAGAAAACUGUUUAUUCACAAAAUUAAGAAUGAGAAAUUUUAUCAAGCAUGUUGGGAAGUGAUCAAAGAAGACCUGUUCAAUGUUGUUCUGGCUUUCUUUAGAGGCUGCCUAAUGCCCAGAUUCAUGACUAGUGCCUACUUUGUCCUUUUGCUAAAGGUUGAAUUCCCAAAUAGUCUCACAGAGUUCAGACCAAUUAGCCUUAGUAAUUUUAUCAACAAGAUCAUCUCUAAGGUUAUCUGUUCAAGGCUUGGUCCCAUUCUCCCCAGGAUAAUCUCAGCAAACCAAUCAGGUUUUGUCAAAGGCAGGAACAUCUCUGAAAAUAUCAUGCUUGCUCAGGAAAUUGUUCAUGGCAUUAAGAAGCCAACUGAGGGUUCAAAUGUGGUCAUCAAGGUAUACAUGGCAAAGGCCUAUGACAGAGUCUCCUGGAGCUUCACAUGCCUAAUGCUUAGAAGGAUGGGAUUUAAUGAAAUGAUCAUUGACAUGAUAUGGAGAACAAUGUCCAACAACUGGUACUCAGUAGUUGUGAAUGGCACAAGAUGUGGCUUCUUUCAAUCUUCAAGGGGCCUCAAGCAGGUGACCCACUGCCCCCCUCACUUCAUCAUAGGUGUAGAACUCCUUUCCAGAAUGCUUAACAGUUUGAAUCAUGACCAACUGUUUAAUGGAUUCUACAUGGAAAAGAGGGGGCCACAGAUCAAUCACUUGAGUUUUGCAGAUGAUAUAAUCAUCUUCACCUCUGGUAAAAGAACCUCUCUCAGAAAGAUCAUGUGGAUCCUUAAAAACUAUGAGGACACUUCAGGCCAGCUCAUUAACAGACAGAAAAGUCACUUCAUGACUGCAUCCAAUGCUCUGCCUACUACCAUCAGAAGAAUCCAAGAAGAGACAAGUUUCACCAUAAAAGAUUUACCUCUCACAUACCUGGGGUGUCCCCUGUACACUGGUAGAAUCAGAAUUAUGUACUUCAAUGGGCUUAUUUCUAAGGUUGUUGGAAGAAUCAAAGGUUGGCAUGGUAAGAUGUUAUCUUAUGGUGGAAGGGCAACUUUGAUCAAGCAUGCACUGCAAUCCCUUCCAAUUCACUUGCUUUCAACUGUGACUCCUCCCAAGACUGUCAUGAAGCAGAUUGAAAGACUGGUUGCAAACUUCUUCCAGGGAAACUGGGACCUUCAGAAACUUAAUGAAGUAGCCGCAGCUCAUAAGAUCCCUAAGAUUAUGCAGAUAGUUAUUUACUUCAAUCCUAAUCUCCCUGACAGACCUAUCUGGGUCCCCACAAUGAAUGGUAAAUUUACAUGUUCUACUGCAUGGGACCUCAUCAGAAACAAAAAGCCUCCCAACCUCACCAACAAGAUGAUUUGGCAUAAAAAGAUCCCCUUCCAAUGGUCCUUCUGUCUUUGGAGAGCUUUGAGAAACAAGUUACCAGCUGAUGACAGGGUACUCUUAUUCAGCAGCCCUACAGUAACAAGGUGUGUGUCUUGUUCUCUAUAUGCACAUGAAACAGUUGAACACCUCUUCAGCAAUGGCAACUUUGCAAGAAUUGUUUGGAACAAAUAUGGGGGUCAGUUUGGAGCUGGAGUGAUCAUCAGAAACCACCAUGGCCAGUUUAUUCAUGCCAUGGGGAUUCCACUAGGGGAGGGCACCAAUAACUAUGCAGAAACAGAAGCAGCUAGGUUAGGAGUUCAGUGGUGCUUGGCUAAUGGAAUCACCUAG